Drosophila santomea is the source of this 1443-nucleotide messenger RNA. RefSeq lists its product as uncharacterized. The transcript is spliced from 4 exons. Lineage: Eukaryota; Metazoa; Arthropoda; Insecta; Diptera; Drosophilidae. Bases 578 to 1063 code for a protein of 161 amino acids. The record is from RefSeq and is a predicted model, not a curated record.
GUUGGUGUUGACAUUUCGAAAUACGAUCGCGUCGGCAGAAAUUUACAAUACACCUUCGAAAACGACAAUCAACAGAACAAGCAGGUAAGGUAAAUGCGUCGUCACCGGACGGCUUGUGAGGCAUCACGUAUACGCCGCAUUGGCUGGCGUUGCAGCGGAGAAUUUCGCUGACCCGUAGAAAUAUGGGAAAGAAAAAAAAACGAAAGAAAAACUAGCAAAAAACAGUAUAACCAGUAAAGAAAAAAAAGAACAAGCGAAUUGUACACCCCGCAUGAGUCAAGGAAUAAUGUUUUUUUUUUUUGGUGUGAAAAUCGCCUCACAAUUUCCCCUGGAUUUAGCACUUUUGGGUAAGCGAAAAACGAUCAGAAGAACAGGAAAUUGUUAACAUACUUCCAAGAAUUUAAUGAUUUUGUGUAAUUGUAGAAGAAGUCAAUAGCCAUGGGUCACGAACUGUGGCUCUAAUCGAUGGCUUAAAUACGUUUUGUUCACAAAAAAUGCCUGACUGCCCUUUUCCUGGGUCUUUGAACUAGUGGGAUUUGAAGUGCAGUUGCCAGAAAUUACGUUGUAUUUGGAUGCAAUGGGCACUCGCCUGCUGAAGUUCACCAACGUCAAGUGCAUGGACUUGCCCACAUCUCGUGGUUUCACCAAAUAUGAAUACUGCCGCCUGAAGGUGGUGCACAGGAAUCAGGUGGAACUCUCCCUGAAGGUCAGCCUGUUGCAGCUUCCCAUCCGGAACCUGACCACCAGAUUGCAGUGCUUCCAAAGGCGGGAUGGCUAUCGACCCUUCAUGUACAACAUACUCUUUGAUUUCUGCAAGCUUAUGGCCAGCAAAAACUACAAUCUGUCCUUUGAACGCUUCAUCUUUGAUGCUAUCCGAAAGCAGAGUAACUUUAAUCAAACGUGUCCUUGGAAGGAGAAUCACAUGACGGUUGAGAAGUUCGCCCUGGAUUUCACAAAGAUCAGCAUGCCAGUGCCCGCGGGAACCUACCGACUGGAUUUCACCUUUUACGCCUACGGCGUCGCUCGUACAUUGACACAGGUGUUUUUCGAGAAAAGCGAGUGACGCCCGUUUUGUUUUUUUUUGGCGCCCCAGAUUGCGUAAGUUAGGAGCAGUCGAAAUACAGUCAAUAGAACGGCUGUGCUACGAUUAAUUUGCAUACACUAACGAUCGAUUUGAUUUCCUUGCCGUAAUAAAAAAAGUCUGUGUGGCAAGUUAAAGUCAAUCAAGUCAAUAAACAAUUACGAGCAGUGGAAAAAUUUUUUUAGAGGGCUCGGCCUAGGCACAGUGGCAGAAAUAAAGUGUACCAGACGGAGAAAUGGUAUCUCAGUUUUCCACCCAGCUUCGCACAUAAGCAAUCAAUUCACCGACCGGAGGCGGUUUUCGUUUAAAUCGAUACCAGAACGGCAAAUUGAUUGAUUUUGGUCACAACGAUACGGAAUACC